Molecule: messenger RNA, 6869 nt
Organism: Aedes albopictus (Asian tiger mosquito)
Lineage: Eukaryota; Metazoa; Arthropoda; Insecta; Diptera; Culicidae
Gene: dally
Product: division abnormally delayed protein
Exons: 8
Coding region: 1393-3162 (589 amino acids)
Biological process (GO): regulation of protein localization to membrane; positive regulation of canonical Wnt signaling pathway; cell migration
Cellular component (GO): plasma membrane; extracellular region; cell surface
Source: RefSeq, a predicted model, not a curated record
CGGCGAAGCUUGAAUGAAAAGCACAACAAACCCAUCGUGUGUGUGCUCUUGGCUCUGCUGCUGCGGGUUGGGUGGUUGACUGAGUUCGAACCGGACCAGACCGUCGUCGCUCGUGUAGUAGAGCCGUGUGCUGCCCGUCGUCGUCCGUGUGAUGCAAAGAGGAGGGUUCGCUCGCCGUUCAGAAUUUUCAAUCCUCAGUUCAUUCCGGGCAUUUGUUAUGGUUGGUUGUACCGUUCGAGCAGCGCGCAUGUGAACUUCUAUUCGUUCUUUUCUUGGGAUAGGAGCCCUGCUAGAGCCAAGUCAGAGUGAUAAUCUGCAUCGAGGGCGACGGGAGACAGUGCGGUUGUGGAAAGAGUUUUCCACUGUGUGAUCACUCCGGUAGGGAAAUAGGUUUUCCUCCCCCAUUCGCAACACAAACAGUGAGCGGCGAGGUCAAGAAGAAAGAGUAUCGCGAGAUAGAGGCUGAGAACUUUGACCAAAGUGGCUUGACUGGCCCGGUUCAAAGAUCGCGAUAUUGGCGAGAGGUGGUUGAGCCAUGCAUGGAGAAGCCUGCUGAUCACUUCGUAGCUGCGAAACGUAUGGAUAUAGCGAUCUGAGGGCGGGUGAUGCGGCUACUUCUAGCGGCCAUUUAUUGUAUGUUCAUUUUCGCGAAUUUCUGACAGCUGCACGCUCACUCCGAAGGUAUCUAUCUGCGCCCACAAAAAACGAUUCGCGAAAGAGGAGCAAAAUAGAAGGCGAGAGUGUAAUGAGUGCUAAGUUGAUGGAAAUGUUGGAGCGCUUGGCGGAAUAGCCUAUGCGGUGGGCGGAAAAGCAGAAGGGAGUGUGUUGGAGCCAAUCUUAAUAAAAAUAAUACACAACCCAGCAGGGGGAGAAAUAAGAAGAAAGUGUGCAUCUGUGUUGUGGCAAAUCGCGCGAUAAGAAACGCGUCAAGUGUCUGUCCAGGUUUGUUUACAGUUUUUUGCGCUUCAACCUUCUCAAGUGAGAGCACCCCGGUGUGUGUGCCUGUCUGCGCGAGUGUAUUUUCAUUCCGAACAGCGCCAGAACGGGAAUCGCUCAAGUGGUUGACGAUCUGAGGGUGCAGGGCAGAAAAUAUUUCGAGGAAAAUAACGCAAAGUGUGUCACCUCACGAGUAAAUUAGAAUCGUGUGACGAAUUUCGAACGCGUGAAACGUUUUGCUGUGAAAAUAAUAUCGCCAAACGAAAAUAUUUUUUAUUUUGAUAGCACGUUUAUUUUUUGUCGCAGAAAGAAACGGCCAGACAGCGACAGAUUGUCAUUCUCAUAAAUUUAUUGCUGACUCGGUUGAUCUCAAAAUAUAAUGAGAAUUUCGUGAGUAAGAUUAAAGUGUUGUGAAAAGUUCAGUGAAGCAAAUUUUGAAGCAAACCGAGAAUAAGAAUGCAUCUUUCACGUGGAUUAGCCUGCAGCCAGAAGAUGUCGUGGGUGGUGGUCCUGUUUUGCGUGCUUGCCCUUUCGCUGGAGCAAGGAGGAGUGGAGACCAAGAGCGUUGACCAACAGGAACUGCCCAGCUGUGAUCGCGCCUAUGGGUUCUUCGCGUCGAUCAACGUAACAAUCAAGCCGGCAAACAAUGAUCAAGGCAAUGUUUGCGGCGGUUCCUGCUGUGAUAACCAAGUGGAAAGUCAACUGGAGGCGAAAGCGACGAAAAACUUCGAACGACUAGUCAAACACCACACCCGCAGCCAGCGGGGGCACUGGGAGCAGACGGCCAACAUGUAUCGGGAUUACCUGUUGCAGCUGUCCCGCCAAUCCGAGAAUAAAACGCUCAGUUUGUUCUCGACCGUGUACCAAAAGAUGUCCCCAUUGUCGCGGGACCCGAUUCUGGAGCUGUACGGCACCAUUCGGAAUCAUCUGACGUCGACGUCCUACCAGGACGAUCUGGAACUAGUCACCGACAAAUUCUUCCGGGAUCUGUUCCCGGUGGCGUAUCACCACGCGGUGGUCCAUGCCGAUAAGGAUGUGGAUUUUCACAGUGAUUACAAAAAUUGUCUCACACACACCUACGACGAUCUGAAGCCGUUUGGCAACAUCCCUCAGGAGCUCUCCAAAUCGUUGGUGGCCAGUGUCAGUGCUGCCAGUGUGUUGUUACGAGUACUGAGCGAGGGAGCGGAAGUACUUCACAAACUAGACGAUCUAGGAACGGAAAAUUUACAGUCAUCCUGCAAAGCGGCCCUGUUGAAAAUGAACUACUGUGCUAGCUGUAAGGGGCGAAAUCAUCACCACGCCAAGCCUUGCGCCGGAUUGUGCAAAAAUGUGAUGAGGGGUUGUCUGAUGCAGUACAUCGGCAUCCUGAACCAGGAUUGGUACACAUUCACCAACGCCAUCGUACCGCUGAUCAAUACGGUACGCUCGGCUGAUGGCAUCGAAGCCGAGAUCAAAGCCCUGGAUGGAAGGCUGUCCAAUGCCAUCAUGCACGCGAUGGAAAAUGGGCCCCAGCUGGAGAUGAAGGUCAAGAAAGCAUGCGGAUUGCCUUCGCUGAUGCACACCGAUGCCCUGACCGGGGCGUACGAAUCCACGGGACCCAACGCACUGUUGCAGCACAACAAGUGGAUCCUGGCGCCGAACAACGAAAUGCUACAGUUCGAGAUGACCAUCGAUAGGAAUAAGGACCUGUUCCUGCAGCUGUCAUCGACGCUGUGUGAAGACGAAGAAUACCACACCCGCAACGAAGACUGCUGGACCGGCACGAGCCUCGGAGAUUACACGCACGACAGUGCACCGACGAUGUCGCAGAAGUACAACCCCGAGGUGCCAUACAGCAGCAGCAGCGAGCAGUUCCCGCGGGACAGCCGGUUACAGAUGUUGAUCGACAAGCUGAUCACUUUGAAAAAUGUGGCAACGAAAGCGGUUUCCAGCCAUGCCUUCAAGAGCGAUUCGGACAAAAUGCUAUCCGAUAUGGCGGAAGGUUCUGGCGAUCACUACCGGGAAGACUACGACUCCAACGAGGAUGACGAGUACAGUGAAAACGGCUCCGGAUCAGGAGAAGGUCCUCGUCGUCCGGACAUCCUGAACGUGAACGUACCGGUCAGCGGCAACAACACGCCAGCGGACGGUAAAACAAGUAAUUCCAACCGAAUCUCCGUGUCGAGCAUAAUGCUGACAUGCUCGGUGAUCCUGCUGGCGGGGUUGGCCGGAUCCAGCAGGCACUAAUGGUUACCCCCCUGGGGAACAGUAAGCCACUCCUCAUACGCGGGAGGGCACGCUUUUCGUACUCGUUGUCUUCUUUCGUCUCAUUAACUACUUCAUUCAGGAAAAUCGCGCAGAGAAACUCACACGCACAUGCCCCUCGGUCAACCGUUUGUACUCCGGUCCAGGGGUAGCGCGCGUGCCCGUGUUCAUUUAACGCGUCAAAGUCAAACCGUAGGAUUGUAAAAUUAUAAGUAGUUAACUAGGAAUUAACAAAUCUAUUCGUAUAGCAAUGAUGUAAAUCAAAUGUACACAUGCAUGAGCCCCUCGUCGUCAGCCAGAGGGGGUUCAUGGUGGGAAUUCGUCGAAUGCUUUAGACAUUUGAGGGCAAUUCCGAAAUAUGAUUUCAACACAAACACAAAACCUAAACAAAAUGUUCACAGAAUAAAAGUAUGGAAAGCUCAAGCAAUAAGUUGAUAUACUCUUUGUUCUACUUAAAACAUUCGUGAAAACAAGUAUACUAAAACUACUUGCGUUUGGAAAUUUGCUUCCCUUUUGUGUAAAGAGUCAGAAACUAGGUGUGGAAGUGUACAAAUUUUACCAAGCAAAACCAACCGUUCUAAUCUCAUUUACCCCCUACUUGAUGGAUACAACCAAUUUAUGUAUUUAGAUCAUGGAAAAAAUAUGUUAAUUUUACUACUGAAAAAAAAAAACUCCCCUCCUUACUAGAGUUACAAGCAAGUAUCGCAUUCAGAACAACCAAGUCGCCAUAUUUAAUUAAAUGAUAACACACAAUACCCUUAGUUAGGUAACAAACGCAAUCAGAUAUCAGCCUCGACAAUACUACACAGACUGGGUCAUUCGAAUUUCAACUGCUUUGGUCAACUGCGUUUUACAGAAUUCUUACAAUUUAUGUGGGAUUGAGUUUCCUAGCAACUGCAUAAACAUGAAGACCUCUUUGGCAAACUAGCAGCACUGUUGAAAAUCAAGAUACGUUUUACCAGCGCACCCACGUAUGAAGGUGGAACUAUGCAUGCCCAAGUAACACAUUUGCCACAGAAUAGUCACUGUGACUUAAUUCUUACACAUAAAUAGUUACUUGCUAGAAGUAAGUCACAGUGACUUCUGCGCAACAGAAAUCUACGCUGCCCUGACUCUUCGGUGACAAGUGUGUUAUUUGGGUGAAAUUUUGAGUGAAGCUUCAUAAAAGCUACCCCUCUCUCCUUCUUCUUUUUGAUUCAACGAUAAUGAACUUUUAAGGGCUCAGUAUCAGUUCUUUUGUAAGUCCGAUUUCAAAUUUGCACAAGAAAUUUAGCAUUAAUUUGAUAUGGCAACACAAGUAGAGUGACAGAUUCAGAUCGAAUUCCUACUCAAAAUUCGAGAGAUAACUUUUUCUGUUUGGAUAUCUGUUCACUGUGAUCAAACAAAUUGAAGAUAACUCAUAUCAUAUGUGCUCAUUCUGCGAAUGGAGUGACGUGACAAAAGUCUCGGAUUUCUCCGACUCCGACUUGUCAUGUCACUCCAUUCACAGAAUGAGCACAAUAUUGUCUAUUUUAAAAAUGCUAUUGAAAAUUGCACGAUGAGACAAAGAAUAUUUAUGGGUUAGAAAAAAAACUCACUUCAUUAACGUUGUUGACUGAAAUAGUUAAAAAUCAAAUGACUCACCUAAUAUAUAUCCUUUAUAAAACAUCGUACUGAGAACAGUAAGCUACAUAGUUUAACUAAUUACUUUCUUUUCCUCCCCUGUUGAAUUCCCCAGAAACGAACGCAAUUUUACUCUAAUCAACUAAAUUUAACAACAAAAAAGUAUGGUACUGUAGUUAGAAAACUUUUAAAUGAAAGCAUUAUCCGCUCCGUUCAGUUUUGGUUUAUGAAGAAAAAAAAACAAAACAAAAUACUAUGCUAGUGCUAUCCAAUUGUAAAUAGUCCCCGAUAAUAUUUGUGCUAAGCUAAAACACGUGAGAGAUGAGACGAUUAAAAAAUAAAUGCUAGUUAACACAAUUAUGUAAAAAAAAAAUAAACAGAAAAUGAGACCCUACUCUUUUCAAAACCCACGUUGGGUGGAGAAGAAGAAGAAAUACAUUGUGCGUGAAAGUAGGAAACCAAUUUUCGAUUAUGUAACCAAAAAUGAACGACAUCCUUUAAGGGAACACUCACACUGUUUGUCGACUUGAAAAGUAUUAGAAUUUGCGCCCGGUGCUUGAUUCACUUUUUGCCGCUAAUAUUUUCAACCCCAUGGAAUGAGAAAAAAACGCAAAUAUGGAACAUUUCAAGGCUAUUCUAUUGAUCGACAAUGUGUUCAUCUGACCAAUUGAUACAAUCUUACAGCACUACAUUUCAUUCUUAAAAGAUCUAUUCAAAAAAUUGGAUGAAGUUUACUAUUACGUUUAAAUUAUUUCACAGACAUACACUCAUCGAUCAUUGGAACGAAAAUCAUGAAAUGUUAACGACCUUCUUUCAAUCAUUUUUCUUAGUUAGAUUCAUUUCGGUUCCUUUUUCAGAUAUGAAAUCAUGAUAGUAAAAUCCUAAAAUACAGUAAUAAUUUUUGGUAUUGAGAGAUACAAAGAUUCAAAUGCAAAAGACUGUCAUUUCAAAUGAAUAGCCAUUGAAAUCCAUCAAAAUCAUCUCCACUGAGACAACACCAAACAAUAGACCACACAGAUUCAGACUGCCAUUGUCAUUAUAUGUUAUGAAAUUGACACUCUGAAUCUGCGCUAUCUAUGUAUUUACCAAAAUCUCCUUCCGAAGCAUCCAUUUGCCAAUUUACCAACAAUACUCAACCAAGCCGUCAUGGCGGUAUUCAUGUGUCAUCCAGGAAGAGGAAACAAUUGCAUCGACUAUUGCUCUAAAUCAUCAUUACAGUUUCUCAAAGCCAAGUUACCAAGCAACAAAGUUCGCAAAGUGCAGAAACUCUCAAACAUUCAUCAAUUCGACCGAGUAAAAGGUGGAAGUUGUCCAUCCCUAGAUGGGUGAAUUAGGUACUCUAUAUGCUCAACCAGUAGACCAUGCCCGAUUAUUUCUAUAUUUUAUAUUCGUAACUACGAUGUUGCAAGAAAUAUCAACUCUUUAUCGCACUUAUGAGAAAAUAUGUAAGAAACUGUCAGAAUGUGCGUAAAAAAGCAAAACAUAUUUCUUUCUCCUUUUUUUCACGUAAGCCUUCACAUUGAACGAUUUUUCUUAAAUAAUAUUUUCAACAUUUCAAACAUUUUCAAAAUGCUUUAAAAUGUGGAAAUUCAUGGAAAUUUUAACUUUUUUCGAAGCUUUUAAAUUCCCAGGGAAAUUUUUUGGGCAAAUAAACUAGAAGUGGUUCUUAGAACCAUUCAAUAAUCAAAAUGAAAGGUAGUCGGUUUUAUUAAGGUUCUCAAAAUCUCUUCUAGACUAAUUGCCUAAUUGAUCAUCAAAAUGUUACUGGGGUACUAUUCUGUUUGCAAGAUAUGUAAAAAGAUCAUAUUCAAAAUGAACUUUUCGUGAGAUGUUUAAUUCGCAUAUUCUUGUACUACGGUCAUCAAUAAUUAUGAGAAUAAUUAUAAUUUUGAGAUCUGGUGGGCAUGGUUUACAAUACACGACGAUGAGCAGUUGGACAAUAUGCUACAUACAAACAUUAUUCGAAGAUGUUGAGAGCACAUACUGAACAUGAUCAGAAGAAAAGCAGAAUAAAAAAAAAUAGCGCAAACCCAUUAUUGCCUCCAUCUGCUACCGUUACCGCCCAUAAAGACAGAAGGCAUCUAAUA